AUGAUAAAGCUUCUAAUACUUUUAACAUUGACGAAAGUGAUCGGAGGUUCGUUACCUCCCGACGAUGCCGACAAUGUGUUGCAUAUCGGUGGCAUUUUUCCGAUAGGAGGCAAGGGCGGAUGGCAGGGUGGCCAGGCUUGCAUGCCAGCCGUAAACCUGGCUCUCGACGAUGUUAAUCAUAAUGAAAAUUUGUUACCUGGAUUCAUAUUGAAGCUUCACUCAAAUGACAGCCAGUGUGAGCCAGGACUCGGUGCCUCGGUCAUGUAUAAUCUAUUAUACUAUAAGCCGCAUAAAUUAAUGUUGUUAGCUGGAUGUAGCACUGUUUGUACAACUGUUGCAGAGGCAGCGAAGAUGUGGCAUCUAGUUGUGUUAUGUUAUGGUGCAUCAUCGCCUGCAUUGUCCGAUCGAAAUCGGUUCCCGACGCUUUUUAGGACACACCCAUCAGCUACGGUGCAUAAUCCUACGAGAAUCAAAUUGUUGCAAAAAUUUGAUUGGUCUCGAGUGGCAAUCUUGCAGCAAGCCGAAGAAGUGUUCAUAUCUACUGUAGAAGAUUUAGAAGCACGUUGCAAAGAAGCAGGAAUAGAAAUAGUUACACGCCAAAGCUUCUUGUCUGAUCCAUCUGAUGCUGUAAGGAAUUUACGUAGACAAGAUGCUAGAAUCAUUGUUGGUUUAUUUUACGUAGUAGCCGCUAGGAGAGUUCUUUGCGAAUUGUAUCAUCAAAAUCUUUAUGGAAAAAGUUAUGUGUGGUUCUUUAUUGGUUGGUACGAGGACAAUUGGUACGAGGUGAAUUUAAACGAAGAAGGAAUCACGUGCACAAAAGAUCAAAUGAGGCUGGCAGCUGAAGGGCACUUGACGACCGAAGCUUUGAUGUGGAAUCAGAAUAAUGACACGACAAUCAGUGGGAUGACUUCCGAGGAUUUUAGGCAGAGAUUGAACAAAAUGUUGAAGGAAGAUGGAUUCGAUAUCGAUAAUAAUCGUUACCCUGAAGGAUAUCAAGAGGCACCUCUCGCUUAUGAUGCAGUUUGGUCAGUAGCGCUAGCUUUCAAUAAAACAAUGGAGAAGCUGAGUAAGCAAGGAAAGAGCCUAAAAAACUUCAGUUAUACUAACAAGGAGAUAGCAAAUGAAAUUUACUCGGCGAUCAACUCCACUCAAUUUUUAGGAGUAUCUGGAUACGUUGCCUUUAGCUCACAAGGUGACAGAAUUGCAUUGACCCAGAUCGAGCAAAUGAUCGAUGGAAAGUACGUUAAGUUGGGAUAUUAUGAUACCCAAAGCGACAAUUUGACAUGGAGGAACAUGGAAAGGUGGAUAGGUGGUAAAGUACCACAAGAUAGAACCAUUGUGAAGACUGUUCUUAGGACGGUCUCGUUGCCUUUAUUUAUUUGCAUGGGGACUAUAUCUUCAUUGGGAAUCAUAAUAGCUGUGGCAUUGAUCAUUUUUAAUAUAUGGAAUAGACAUAGAAGGGUUAUAAUGUCGUCACAUCCUGUGUGCAAUACUAUAAUGCUGAUUGGAGUUAUAGCAUGUUUCGUAUCAGUGUUUCUAUUAGGAAUUGACGGUAGAUUUGUCGCAGCUUGGGAAUAUCCAGCUGUCUGCCAAGCUAGAUCUUGGAUGUUGUCCACAGGUUUCACUUUAGCUUUUGGGGCGAUGUUUAGCAAAGUAUGGCGCGUCCACAGACUAACGACAAAGACAAAAGCUGAUCAAGCAAAAUUGUUCAUGGCUAAACAAAAAGUUUCGUCCAUACAGAAGAAAAUUCAACCGUGGAAGCUGUAUACGAUGGUAAGCGGAUUGUUGGCAGUGGAUAUCGUACUAUUAGUCUGUUGGCAAGUGCUUGAUCCUUUGCAAAGGAAGAUGGAGACAUUCCCGUUGGAACUACCUCCGUUUGGUGAUGACGAUGCAAGGAUUAGACCGGAAUUAGAACAUUGCGAGAGCACCCACAAUAACAUUUGGCUUGGUUUGAUUUAUAGUUACAAAGGGAUCAUCCUGGUGUUCGGAUUGUUUUUGGCGUACGAGACUAGAAGUAUCAAAGUGAAGCAGAUCAAUGAUUCCAGAUACGUUGGGAUGUCGAUAUACAACGUGGUUGUUCUCUGUUUGAUCACAGCUCCCGUGACAAUGGUGAUCGCCAGCCAGCAGGACGCCAGUUUCGCAUUCGUCGCCCUCGCCAUUAUUUUUUGUUGUUUCUUAAGCAUGGCGCUGAUCUUUGUGCCUAAAGUGAUCGAAGUGAUCAGACAUCCGAAAGAUAAGGCUGAAUCUAAGUACAAUACCGAUGUGGGUAUGUCGAAAGAGGACGAGGAAAAAUACCACAAACUUCUUAGCGAGAAUGCCGAGCUUCAGAAACUCAUUGCCGUGAAAGAAGAGAAGAUCAAAUUUCUGAAACAGACUCUGGCCGAGCGAGAUGCGUUGAAAGAUGGAAGCGGAAACCUUCCCAAGGAUUCGUUGAUAGUCGCCGAUUUUGUAACGGGCGAAGGAACUUCGGAUAGCGCAAUCGGUGGGGGUAUUUCUGUUUAUACACAAUCAUCUCGAGCUUCUGCUUCUGAUUUUGAGUUUUCAGGAUCGUACUUGUAGAUUCGAUCGUGGAUUUGUGUUCUGCUCUUUCUAUAAAUCAUAGAACGAAUUUAAGAAAGUGGGACUUAAAUGGUUAAAAAAAAAAAAGCAUAUUGUUUCUUUCUUACGACGUUUUACUUUUUGAUCUUUUUAUUAAUUGAAUCACGCGUUGUAGUUUCUCUCUCCUCUCUCUCUCUCUCUCUUUUUUUGUCACAAAUUAUUGUUGGACGCAUGUAAAAGUUUUAAUUUCAUUAUACAUGAAUGGAUUGUAUUAUUUUAGAAAAAGUAAUUUAUUUGAUGUUAAUUAGUGUAAUUGUCAUUGUUCUCGAUGAAUUUUUGCCCAUCAUUGUGAUAAUCAUUGAAUUCCUUUGUUACAAAUACUCGAUUUUUGUUCACAAUAUAUAGAUGCGUGAUUUUUCAAAGUUUCUAUUUAGAUUAGAAUUCCGUUUCGUUUUGUAAAAUACAAAAUAAAUAAUCUAAUCAAGUAAUAUUUACAAUUUGCCAGAACUUUCUUGAAUUUAAGAAGAAUCUUUUUCUGAAUUGCUCCUUUUAAUUUUUCCAGUUAUAUAUUGAAAAAGAUUGUAAUUUUUGAAUAAUCUUUGAAAAAUCACGUUGUGUCUGCAUAUUUUGAUAAAAAAUAAAGUAUAUUUUAUCAUAGCAUUUUAUAUUUAGUAAAGGAAUUCAAUUGCUAAUACAAGUACAUUAGAAUGGAUGAAAAGUAAUCGAAAACAAUAACGAUUAUAUAAUUGAUUGAAUAAAUCAUUUUUCGUAAAAUGACAAUCUAUCCGAAAUCAAAACUUUUUACACUAUUAUUGCUAUUUAUAUCGCACAUCAUAUAAAUUCAAAUUUCGUUUCAAUUCUGAACGAAACUUCGAAAGGAAAAUGACGCACCGAAGUGGUCGAAAGCAGAAACAAGCUUCGUUUCUUGAUUCAUUGUUCGAUGUAUAAAUAUAUGCGUUCCCCUUUUCUUGGGGCGACGCACUCUUUUUAUGUAACUCGGUGUCUAAACGUAUAAAUAUUGAAUGUAAUGUAUAUAACAAGUCAAGGUAUUAGAUGUGCGUAUGCGUAGUGAGGUUAAUAAAGCAUUCUCGAUGUAAAAGUAAAUCCAUACGCGCGAGAUAUUAAUUGAAUAUCGCUGAUCACAUACAAAUUGUUGGCCUACAAUUGUCGCGCGCCUCGUUCUCGUUCACAACGACCUUUUCGUUACUUCGAGACAGUCAGUUAUUGCACAAUUGCAGAUAUUUCCGACUAUUGGGAUUUUAUUAUUAUACAUAUAUUUGUACAGAAAAGUUUUAUCGAACGAAUAUCGAAUAUCUUGAUUCAAUCACAGUAAAUUUCUUCGUCAGUAAGUUCUCUCGAGUAUCGAUAUUGAUCGAUAUUCGAUGUUAAUCGAUAUUCGAUAUAAAUCGAUAUUCGAUGCUGAUCGAUAUUCGAUACGGGAACAUGGCAUAAAUCGAUUACGGACCAAACAACUUCGUAAAAUAUAUUUGCUAAUUGUUAACUUUCUGAAUAUUUUAUGCAAAUUGUGGAAUUGUCGAGUUUUGUUGGCGAGACACGUCAACGUGGCAAAUGGCACUACGAUUCGAAUUUAUUCGCGCACGGUUUAUACGGGUCCAAAAAAAAAAAAAAAUAAGAAAAAAAUAGAGAAAGGAAACACAGAGGAAAGAAACGUUCUCAUUAAUUCGCGAAUGUUCAUAUUUGUAUAACACACAUACGUUGCACACGAGGUAAAAAAAAGAUAUUGUUUGAUUUAUCGUAUAGUUUGAAUUCGCAAUUAGCAUCACGAAUAUUUCGUUUGCUCCAGGCCUAAAUUCUUUUUUUUUUUUUUAUAUAUGAUUCACGCAUGAUUUGCAACAAAUUGCAGUUAAAUCUCGUUAGACAAUAACCUGGUCGUUUCCGAGACAGCGUCAAUAUCGAUAUUGUGAACCUCAUGAAGUCUGCUCCCAAAUUAACGUAUAACGAAACGUUGCACGGCACGCGAAAUUGGUGUUUCGACGAAGAAAUGAUGUUCGUACGCGAUACAACAAGAUACUGUAUAGUCACGCAAAAAAAAACAACGUGCUAACGAGAUUUAAACGCUUCAAAAUGUUGCGCCAUUCAUAAAUAAUUUGGGAGUCUUGAUGAGGUGGAUCGACAAUUAUUUAUGGCCAGCCAACGUUUAAUCUUUCAGAUUGCACUUUUAAUAAUAUAAUAAAAUAUAAUAUAUAAAUACUCGAUGCUCCACUCGAAUAUCAAUUAUUUAUGAAUGGGCAAGAAAAAAAAAAAUUUGUAUACGCUUCUAUAUACCGCACAGAUAUAUCUGAAGGAUUAUCGUUUUUGAAUUCUUCUUUUUAGAAACGGACCAGGUUGGCUGAACGCAAGAGCCCCGUCAAUUAGGAUGACAAAAGCAAUACGAGCAUAUAAUACGAGCUAAAAGCUCUCACAAGGCAAAAAAAAAAAAAA
Messenger RNA from Apis mellifera (honey bee), 4980 nucleotides. RefSeq names its product gamma-aminobutyric acid type B receptor subunit 1 (gene GABA-B-R1). The coding region runs from base 1 to 2559 and encodes 852 amino acids. The record is from RefSeq and is a predicted model, not a curated record. The transcript has 11 exons. Gene Ontology annotation, biological process: G protein-coupled receptor signaling pathway; gamma-aminobutyric acid signaling pathway. Gene Ontology annotation, molecular function: G protein-coupled GABA receptor activity. Gene Ontology annotation, cellular component: G protein-coupled receptor heterodimeric complex; membrane. NCBI's taxonomy places the organism in Eukaryota, Metazoa, Arthropoda, Insecta, Hymenoptera, Apidae.